UCGAUAAACAUUUAAAAGUGGUUUGAUAACAGUGCCCUAACAGCACUGUGAGAAGGAACGUGUCAACUCUAUCAACUCCGAUUGCAACUCUUAUUACUGCAUCCGGUAGAAGCACGUUUUUUUCGAAAUGGAGAAUCGAGACCGAAGGCUGAAAACCAUAAUGAGAAGGAUGAGACGACGACGACAUUUGGAUCCCAUGUUCCAGGUGGCCAAGUGUAAUACGUGCACCGAGCCAAUGGACGACAUUUUGACCGGUCUGUGUCUCCGCUGCUUCACCAUUUGGUCCACCGUGCCGCCUCAGCACCACAACUUCGACCAGGGGCGAGCCGCAAUUGUAAGAUCUUGCCGCGACCAUUCGAAUAACAACAUGAGCCCCACCUUCUUCCACGUCAUGGAGAGAGAGAAAUACCUUCGCCUGGUGAAGACUCAUAGAUUCCAUAAAUUGCGCGCCCUUUUUCAGGACAGUGCCAUCCUGGAGACGAAUACUGAUCAGGACACGAAGCCUUUUGUAAUCGAGGACGACUAUUACAAUGUGCCAGAUGUAGUAAACGACAGAGAUGUUCUUUAUUUUCAAAAACAAGUAAAUUCAUUAGAGGAUAUGGUUUUGUAUAACAAGGCCCUGGAGGAUCUGAAUAAGAAUUUUUUCUACUAUCGUAAAAACUAUACUGUGAUUCAUUAA
This is a messenger RNA of Drosophila bipectinata, 679 nucleotides long. RefSeq lists its product as uncharacterized. The record is from RefSeq and is a predicted model, not a curated record. NCBI's taxonomy places the organism in Eukaryota, Metazoa, Arthropoda, Insecta, Diptera, Drosophilidae.